Molecule: messenger RNA, 918 nt
Organism: Prunus armeniaca (apricot)
Lineage: Eukaryota; Viridiplantae; Streptophyta; Magnoliopsida; Rosales; Rosaceae
Source: the annotation of a GenBank genome assembly
AUGUGUCCAACAACCAAGCAAAAGCAUCGGAGCUCCGUCGCCGAUCACAACGGAAAAUGCUCCAGAUCCGACGAGUCGACAACCUCCACCGCCGAUUGGAUCUCCGAGUCCAUCCACAGCGGAUCACUGCGCUACGUGGACCUCACCACCGGAACCAAUGGCUGGGCCUCACCUCCCGGCGACCUAUUCUCUCUCCGCACAAAGAACUACUUGACGAAAAAGCAAAAAGGCCCCGCCGGCGACUACCUACUCACGCCGUGCGGCACAGACUGGCUCAGAUCCAGCACCAAACUCGAUAACGUACUCGCCCGCCCCGAUAACCGCGUGGCCAACGCGCUGCGGAAGGCCCAGGCCCAAGGCAAGUCGAUGAAGAGCUUCAUUUUCGCUGUGAAUCUACAAGUCCCCGGUAAGGACCAGCACAGCGCGGUGUUCUACUUCGCCACAGAGGAUCCUAUCCCCUCCAGCUCGCUCCUAUACCGGUUCAUCAACGGGGAUGACUCAUUCAGGAACCAGCGGUUCAAAAUCGUGAAUAGGAUUGUGAAAGGGCCGUGGAUCGUCGAGAAGACGGUGGGGAAUUACAGUGCGUGUUUGUUGGGGAAGGCGCUGACGUGUAAUUACCAUAGAGGACCUAACUACCUUGAAAUUGACGUGGAUAUCGCGAGCUCGGGGAUCGCGAAGGCCAUUCUGAGACUCGCAUUGAGAUACGUGACUUGCGUAACGAUUGACAUGGGGUUUGUGGUGGAGGCGCAGGCAGAGGAUGAGCUGCCCGAGAAGUUAGUCGGCGCGGUCAGGGUUUGCCAGAUGGAGAUGUCGUCGGCGACGGUGGUGGACGCGCCGCAUGGUCCAGCCGUAGCGCGUGGACUGAGCUUUGCGAAGGUGAAUCAUCAUAAGUCCGGCGACGACGACGACGACGACUGA